Molecule: messenger RNA, 3072 nt
Organism: Brassica oleracea var. oleracea
Lineage: Eukaryota; Viridiplantae; Streptophyta; Magnoliopsida; Brassicales; Brassicaceae
Product: disease resistance protein RML1A-like
Exons: 4
Coding region: 32-3049 (1005 amino acids)
Biological process (GO): defense response; signal transduction
Molecular function (GO): ATP hydrolysis activity; ADP binding
Source: RefSeq, a predicted model, not a curated record
AUCAAAGUCUUAGUUACCUUUUUGAUUUCUUAUGGCGUCUUCUUCUCGGAGCUGGAGAUACAACGUCUUGCCGAGCUUCCACGGACCAGAUGUUCGUGUAACAUUUAUGAGUCAUUUAAAAAAGCAGUUUCAACACAACGGGAUCAUAGCGUUCAACGAUGAAGGGAUUGAGAGAAGCAAACUGAUCGGUACUGAACUCAUACGGUCGAUAAGAGAGUCAAGAAUCUCAAUCGUGGUGCUCUCGGAGAACUAUGGUUCUUCAAGUUGGUGUUUGAAUGAGCUAUUGGAGAUUUUGAAGUGUCAAGAAUCUGCGGGACAAAUAGUGAUGACGGUUUUCUACAAAGUGGAUCCAUGUGAUGUGAGGAAACAGAUGGGAGAGUUUGGUAAGACUUUCAAGGAAACUUGCGAAGGGAAAACAGAGACCCAGGUGCAUAAAUCGAUUCACGCUUUGACCCAUGUCGCCAAUAUAGCCGGAGAACAUUCUGUGAACUGGAACAAUGAAGCAAAAAUGAUUGAGAAGAUUUCCUUAAAUGUUUCAGACAAUCUAAAUGCUACACCAUCUAGGGAUUUUGAUGGGAUGGUAGGACUUGAAGGUCAUUUGGGGAAGAUUCAAUGUUUGUUAAUUUUAGAAAAUGAUGAACCUAUGACCUUAGGAAUCUCUGGUCCUGCGGGUAUUGGUAAAACUACCAUUGCAAGAGCUUUAUACAACCAACUCUCUCCUGAUUUUCCGCUUAGUUAUUUCAUGGAAAAUGUUGGAGGAAGUUAUAGGAAUAUUGGUUGUGGUGACCAUGGUUCAAAGCUGCGUUUACAAGAACAGCUUCUUUUGCACAUUUUGAACCAAACCAAUAUAAAUGUAUGUCACUUAGAUGUGAUAAGUGAAAGGUUAUGCAACCAAAAGGUUCUUAUCGUUCUUGAUGAUGUAGAUAGUCUUGAUCAGCUAGAUGCUCUGGCUAAAGAUAUAUAUCAUUUUGGUUCCGGAAGUAGGAUUAUUGUGACUACGAAAGAUCAAGAGCUUUUGGAAAGAUAUGGCAUUACCAAUACAUACCAUGUGGGUUUUCCAUCUAAUGGAGAAGCUCUUGAGAUCUUCUGUAGAUAUGCUUUUAGAAGAAACUCUCCAAAAUAUGGUUUUGAAAAGCUGGCAAUAAGAGUAGCGGAGCUUUGCGGUAAUCUUCCGUUAGGUCUACGUGUUGUGGGCUCAUCUUUAGGUGGGAAAAGUGGGGAUGAAUGGGAAGUUAUUAUCCAUAGGCUAGAAACUAGUCUUGAUGAAGAUCUUGAGAGAGUAUUAAGAGUCGGAUAUGAGACUUUACAUGAGAAAGAUCAAGCUCUGUUUCUUCACAUUGCUAUAUUUUUCAACAACAAAGACCAAGAUUACGUAAAAUCCAUGCUCCAUGACUGUAAUUUGAAUGUUGAACAUGGGUUGAGAAACCUAGUCAAUAGAUCUCUCAUAGACAUAUCUACCAAUGGAGAAAUAGUGAUGCACAGCUUACUACAACAAAUGGCUAGACAAGUCAUUCAAAGACAAGAACCUUGGAAACGCCACAUUUUAAUUGAUCCUCAUGAGAUUUGUGAUGUUCUUGAAUAUGAGACAGGGACUAGAACAGUGUGUGGCAUAUAUUUCGAUACAUCAGAAACAGGCGAAGUGUUUGUAAGCAAGGGAGCUUUAAAAAGAAUGCGUAACCUUCAGUUCCUGACUGUCCACAAAAGAAAACACUGUGAAAAAGACAUAGUGUGCAUACCUCAGGACUUGGAGUUUCCACCUCGUCUUAAGUUACUACAUUGGGAGGUGUACCCAAGAAAGAGUCUCCCUAUGAGAUUUCAUCUCGAAAAUCUGGUCGAACUCAAUAUGCGCGAUAGCCAGCUCGAGAAGCUCUGGGAAGGAUCUCAGCCCCUCACAAAUCUCAAGAAGAUGGAUUUGGCAAUGUCCUGUCAUUUAAAAGAACUCCCAGAUCUUUCAAAUGCAACAAAUCUCGAGAGACUAAAUCUGAAUGACUGCGAGAGUCUGGUAGAGAUUCCAUCCUCUUUUUCAAAUCUUCACAAGCUAAAAGCGUUGAGCAUGUUUGCCUGCACAAAGCUAGAAGUCAUUCCAGCUUACAUGAACUUGGCAUCUCUUGAAUCGGUUGAUAUGACUGCAUGCCAAAGAUUGAGAAACUUUCCAGACAUCUCUAGGAACGUCUCAAAGUUCUCUAUCUCAGUCGAGGAACUAGACCAAGUGCCUGAGUCUAUCAGGCUUUGGUCUCGUCUUCGUGUUCUCACCAUAACCAGCAAAGGAAAACUAAAGUCCUUAACACAUCUUCCCCAAAGUGUAAAGCAUCUACACCUAAGCUGCAUUGGUGAGCAGAGGAUUCCAUAUUUCAAGAAAAGUCUCCAGCGGGUAGAACUUUAUCUAAACAGCUGCAGAAGUUCACUACUUAGGGAAGAUUGUGAACCCAAGGAGGGACUUACUUGUCCUUAUGACACUCCAUACACGCAACUCGAUUACACGAACUGCUUCAAACUGGACCGAGAAGCACAGACAGCAAUUAUAACAGAACAUAUUGCUCAAGGCUGGGCUUGUUUACCUGGAGGAGAAGUGCCUGUAGAGUUCGAUCACCGAGCCAAAGGAAAUCGUGUGACCAUACAUCCCAUGAGUAACAUGUCUCUCACCAUUUUCAAGGUUUGUGUGUUGAUUUCUCCUAACCAGCAAACCAGAGAAUCCGAACAACUAGUGUGUAGUCGUAUAAGCAAAGGGAUUGAGGAGAUCAGUGUUUAUGCUAUUCCUAGGAUUCAAAGAAAACAUUUAUUUCUAUUUCCCUCAUACUUAUUGCAAGAAUCUACUAGCAGAGAGGCUGUGUUUACAUUCAGCAGCGAACUCGAGAUUGUUGAAUGCGGUGUCCAAAUCUGGAAGGAUGAAUCAGAAAGAAACCAAAGUGCAUAUAGUAAACCAGGAAAUGGUGAGGAAGAAGAUGUCAGCAAUAACCAGCAGGACACAUAUAACAUCAGCAAAGCUUGGGACGAAGAAGAAGCUGAGGAGAAUGUGAAUUUGAAUCCAGCAAAGCGUACAAAGAGAUGAAUUACGCUUAUUUGCCUUAAGUU